Messenger RNA from Zea mays, 1553 nucleotides. RefSeq lists its product as uncharacterized. Lineage: Eukaryota; Viridiplantae; Streptophyta; Magnoliopsida; Poales; Poaceae. The transcript is spliced from 5 exons. The coding region runs from base 123 to 1220 and encodes 365 amino acids. Gene Ontology annotation, molecular function: transmembrane transporter activity. Gene Ontology annotation, cellular component: membrane. The record is from RefSeq and is marked provisional.
CUCUCUCUCUAUAUAUAUACAUAUGUGUCACUCACGACUCCACAGAUAGAUAGCUACACGUACGUACGUGUGUGUGCAAACAAUCCGAUCAGCUGGGAAGCAAACAACAACGAACGAACGCCAUGAUGGCGGCGUGCUUGGAGGCGAAGAAACCCUACCUGAUCGCUCUUGCCAUCCAGAUCAUCGGCACCGGCAUGUUCGUCAUCUCCAAGGCAGCCUUCGACGACGGCAUGAGCACCUUCGUAUUCAUCUUCUACAGGAUGGCCGCCGCCUCGCUCAUCCUCGUGCCCACAGCCAUUGUCCACCAAAGGAAGAAUAUGCGGUCCAUGUCUGGGAAGCUGCUUCUCAAGCUCUUCUUGCUCGCCUUGAUCGGGAACACAUUCAGCUUGAACACGUACAACCUGACCCUGAAGCUGACGUCCGCGACGGUGGGGUCCGCGCUAGCCAACUCCGUGCCCGUAUUCACCUUCUGCCUGGUGCUGGUGCUGAGGAUGGAGACGGUGAACCUGAGGACGGCCGCCGGCGUGGCCAAGGCCGCCGGCGUCGCGCUCUGCGUCGCCGGAGUCCUCGUCCUCGCCUUCUACGCCGGUCCGGCCAUGAGCCCCGUGAACCACCACCGCGCCUUCGCCGCCCCGAGGCAGCACGCCGCCUCCACCGGUGGUCCGCCGAGCAGGUCGAGGUGGAUCACAGGGACGCUGCUCAUGGUCCUCGCCAACGUCACGUGGGCCCUCUGGAUCGUCCUGCAGUCGGCACUGCUGAAGGAGUACCCGAACAGGAUGCUUGUGACGGCGACGCAGUGCGUGUUCAGCAUGAUGCAGUCAUUCGUGGUGGCAGUGGUGGCCGAGAGGGGUGACAUGUCCAAGUGGAAGCUCCGAUGUGACAUUACCCUCGUAGCCGUCCUUUACGUGGGUUUUGUGGUGACGGGACUGUCCCAUUACCUCCAAGCAUGGUGCAUGGAGCUGAAAGGCCCCGUGUUCCUGGCGAUGACGAACCCGCUCUGCUUCGUCUUCACCAUAUUCAGCUCCUCCUUCUUCCUGGGAGAGAUCGUGCACCUCGGCAGCAUCUUGGGUGGAGCUCUGCUUGUGGCCGGCCUGUACAGCGUGCACUGGGGUAAGCUCAAGGAAGACAGGAGGUCUGAGGCGGCGGAACAGGAGAAGACCAAGCCGCAGGAAGAACCAGCAGCAGUAGCUGGAGUGCCCUCCGUGCUCGACCAAGCGUGAUGCUCAUACAUAUGGUUGCUUCAUCAGAGCGCCCUAGCUUGAGCGAGCUCCAUCGACCAUCAGCUAACUAAUGAACUGUUGGGACCAAUAUGCAUGAUGCAUAUCACUGUGCAUGAAGAACCAAUUAAUUAACUGUGGAUUAUUAAGAGAGUGAGCAUGUAGUUCUACUUGCAUGCAUCUGGGUAUUUUGUAUAGAACACAUCAAGUUGCGUCUGUGACAUCAAUGCAAGCUAGGGCAUGCAUGCAUUCCAUCAUUCAAUGCAUGCAUAACUCACUUGAAUGCUGUUGUAUCCACUCCACCCAUGCACUUUGAAUAAAUACAUAUGUCGACUU